CAGAACCGAGGCGCAGUAACAUGAGGAGCUGAGCUGAGAGAGAGAGAGAGAGAGAGAGAAACGUGUGAUUGACAGUGGAGUUGCUUCUCUUCCUGCCAACGCGCCCAAAGGAAAACUACAAACAUCUCAUGUCGACGAAGAGUGGAGUCCAGUUUGACAUAUUAUGAUUUGUCAAUAAACAAAGAUACUCAGUAUUAAGUGACAGAAGACUAACAACACCAGCCAAUAUUCAUAACAGAGAAGCUGCCAAUGAAAAUAUGGCAUCUAGAAGAGCAACGUCCUUCCGUCGCGUUGGUAGUCUAAUGCGGAGUAAAUCUGAGGGGACACUGAUUGACCUGGGUGACAAUGCCUCAACAAGCAACAACCUGAAUGGUGGGCUUGUGACAGGAAUCACACAGAAUUCUGAGUGGCCACUUUUACUGCCAGAAGUUGCUCAGUCAUCUCAGACAAAAAAUCCCUUCUGGAACAAACUGUCUGGUUCUAACCCUUUCUUAGACGACAUUGUAAACAGCAGCACAGACAAACACAUUUCUAACUCGUCAGCUGUAAAACGAGACAAUGAAAAAAAACAUCUGGACACAUAUAACGACGACGCCAUCAGCACAUCUUCAGAUGAAGGAAACGUGGGGAAGUUUUUGGAAAACAAACACAAUGUCACCAACAGAUCUGGGAGAUGGAGGAGUGCUUCGGACAUCCUGGAUGAGCUGGAGAGAAAAGUGCCAAAACGGGAGGACAGCUUCAAACCGCCCAUGCCAGUGCUGAACCCAGACUUUGAGUGGCUGAAGAAUGACAGAGAGGCCUAUAAAAUGGCCUGGCUGAGCCACAGGCAGUUAACCCGCUCGUGCCUGGAUUUAAAUCUGAUGAGCCAGAGCCCCGGAUGGGCUCAGACCCAGGCCACUGGCUUUCAGGUUAUUAGCAGGAUUGGCCACACUGGAGGCACAGUACCGUUACCGGACUUAGAAGUUAGCAUGCAUAUACCAGAAGGCCAUGUUCCUCCUGGGGAAGUCCAGGAAGUCACACUGAAAGCAAUGCUAGACCCUCCUCCUGGACUCAAUAACAACUACAUGACAACCAUGAGUCCGCUGCUCGAGGUGGUUCUCAGCAACAUCAACACAAAGGAGUGUAUCUCUCUAGAGGUGAAACUGUCCGGAGAGGUGAAGAGUGACCCGUUAAGUCAAGUGAUGACCACCGUCUCCGGGCUGGUGUCCAACAAGAGAGAUGGGCCUUAUCUAAAAGUGAACGACUGUCACAUUUACAAGAACAGGAUGGAGAUGAAGCUUCAGGAUCUGAAAACACAUUUUUAUGUGAUUGCAGUCGCAGAGGCCUCUGCAAUCCAGUCGCCUGCUACAUCAGUAUGGGAUUACCUUGACCGGCAAAUCACUGUAGCAGUUUAUGGUCCCAGGUACAUCCAUCCAUCAUUUAAAGUAGUAAUAGUGGUUUGCUGUCAUGAGGAUGUUCCACCAAAGCUUCCAUUUUCAGAUAUAUGUAGAGGCAACAAAUACCUGCCUCCUCUUGUGCUGCAGCUGUGGGGAAAACAUCGGUUUAAACCAGACAAAGUGAACGAUCUCCAUGUCAAAGUCAGCAUCACAGGCUCCGUGUUUAAAAUCAAACCUGAGGACAAACUGAAAGAAGUGAGACAAAGUCGGCUCAAAAUAGGGACAGUCUUGAAUUUGCCAGUUGCAUUAUCUUGUGCUGGCAAUACAGAAAUGCCCCCCUUUAAAUUAGAUCUGGAAGUGAAGGAAUCAAACACUGCGACUGUUGCACAUUUCCAGGUGCCCUCCCCUCCUGCACCACCCAUUCGAUCCGAGAAGCGAGUGCCGAGGCAGAUAGAAAGGCGGACUGAAAUAGCAAGAUCCUCUCCCAUUCCUGAGGAGAGAGUUCCAGAUCUCCUCAAAUUUGAAGACAAGCCUGUGAACCUACAGUGGUAUGGUGUCGCUCUCAAAUCAGUCCUCCGUCAGCCACGUGUAGACUACCUCCUGGAGUACUUCAAGGGGGACAGUGUGGCUCUCCUCUCCAGAGAAUCUGUUAGGUCAGUGGGUAACUCAAAAGUAAAGGAGUGGUAUAUCGGAUUUCUGCGAGGUAGGACUGGUUUGGUUCACUGCAAGAAUGUCAAGCUCAUUACCCGAGACCAGGUGAUUGAUUUCACCGGCAUUCGGUUGACCACAGAGGUGCUCCUGGACAACAUGACGCUGCCCUUCAAGAAGCUCACUUACAUGUACUCUGCCAUCCAGACGCUGGUCACUGAGCACAUAACCAGCUGGAGAGGUUUUGCUGAUGCUUUAGGGUACAGCAACCUGUCGCUGGACACAAUCACUCGGAGGCACGCCGAAACAGAGAAUGAUAAGGUGGACUGCGUUCUGGAAAAGCUGAAGGAAGACUGCCACUCUGAGAAGAGCAGGAAAAAGUUUUUGCAUGAACUCAUGGUGGGUCUGCUCAAGAUGGACUCUGUGAGUCUUGUGGCCCAGCUGAUUCAGAACACUGUCAUUCUGUCCACUGCUGUGGAGCUCGGGGCUCGAUGGAGGGAGCUCGCUGACAAGAUGGGAAAACUCUCCAGUGCUCAGAUUGCCGGCUAUGAGUCGCCACAUCGAGGGAAGAGUGGAGAUAUCGGUGCCCAGGCCAUGUGGAAGCCUGCCUAUGACUUUCUGUACUCCUGGAGUCGGCAUUAUGGAGACAGCUACAGGGACAUGAUCCAGGAUCUGCACCUGGUCCUGGACAAAAUGAAACACCCUGCCACCAGACAGUGGAGGCAGCUGACCGGUGCCCUCAUCACAGCAAACUGUCUCGAUAUCUUUCGAGCCUCCGCGUACCCAAAAAGCUAAACCUGUUGCAAAUUCACUCUAGUGAAGACGCCAACCUCCGGGCACUUGGGAAAAACGAAGAGACAAAGAGGUUUUGUUACACUGCGGUAAGGUUUUGAUAAGGGAAUCUUUCCGUUGUCUGUCGUUCUGCUUUUGCUUCUAUUUCAUCAUCAUUUUUCCCUUUACAAAGCAUUAGAUACAACUUAUUUGAACUCUGUCAGGUUCUUGCACUAUAUCUCCAGACCUCACUCAGUGAGUUUACACUAUGUUCUCACGAUCAGUGAGCUGUGAAGGAAUAUCAUUUCAUCUUGAAAUCAGGAGAAUACUAAGCAGCUUGUCACUUUUACCUCUCGUACCGUGCCAGUGUAAUCAAGACUAAAAUUUAAAUUAAAUUUUCAGUACAAGAAAACGCAAUCCCGCUUAUAUGUCCUUACAUCCUGGGUAUAAGUAAGCCACCUAUAGUCAUGGGUUAGCCUCCUAGCACAGCACGCCAACACAUUAAUAACUUUAAAAGGAAUGUAACAGUGACGUUACAUGUAUUCACAUGAAACCGUUUUGUCCAGGAGUCAUGGUCCGGUUCCUGCUCCAGGGCAAUCCAAACAAAUUCUAGCUGUUCAUCUGAUACAUUCCCAGCAGCAAACCAUUAGUUACUAUUUGGGCCAGUUACAUGUUAAUAAAUAAUAUGUUAAUUUUAUGCCUGUGUGCAGACGACAGCCACGGCCAAAUCCGUCCCCUUUGCAUGACAUAUCAUGAACACCUGGAGGGAAUUUCAUUACAUCUGGCACAAACGUUGUUUAAAAAUGGUGGUGGUCUAAAUGUUGCGGUCAAAGGUCAAGGUCACUGUGACAUCACAAAAAGCUUCACCAUUGUGUCACUUAUUAUAGUAUGAGAGUAAGCUGCAAGUACUAGUUUUCUGCACCAUACUGUAAGCAGACAAAUUCAGAGUCAGAAAACCAAUAAAUGUGAACACUGUUGCUGACUAAGAACCGAAAGUGUUUCAGUACAUUAACUUAUAUUUACUGUAGUUUUGUGUGUAGAAAAUGAGAAUGUUCUUCCAAAGUGAAACUAGCUUUUUAAUUUUCCAGAUGAUAGUCAACAAACGAUAAAGAUGUUGUUUUACAGUACAUGUGUCAUAAACUAUUGUUGUUUUUUCGUUUAGUGUAUUUGUUAUUUUUAUACUGUUAUAUAAUAUUUUGUAUAUGUAAAAAGCAAAUAAUUUCACGGGGUAAUCAAUGUAAGCAUUACAUAUUAUUUUUUAGCAUUGUGUUUUAAUUGCCAAAUGGAAACCUCAGUAUUCAGAGUGGUGCCAUGUGAAGUACAUGGCCUUCGGUCACUGAAAUUCUUGACUAUGAUUGACAUUGAUACUGAAAUGGAAAUGUAUUGCAUGAGAUAUUAUUAAAUAUUAACUGCAGUAAGA
This is a messenger RNA of Scophthalmus maximus (turbot), 4215 nucleotides long. It is a transcript of the gene macc1, whose product is annotated as MET transcriptional regulator MACC1. The transcript has 6 exons. Lineage: Eukaryota; Metazoa; Chordata; Actinopteri; Pleuronectiformes; Scophthalmidae. The record is from RefSeq and is a predicted model, not a curated record. Gene Ontology annotation, cellular component: cytoplasm. Gene Ontology annotation, molecular function: protein binding. Bases 258 to 2819 code for a protein of 853 amino acids.